Messenger RNA from Scatophagus argus, 3732 nucleotides. RefSeq names its product transmembrane protein 184B-like. Gene Ontology annotation, biological process: transport. Lineage: Eukaryota; Metazoa; Chordata; Actinopteri; Scatophagidae. The transcript is spliced from 10 exons. Bases 192 to 1445 code for a protein of 417 amino acids. The record is from RefSeq and is a predicted model, not a curated record. Gene Ontology annotation, molecular function: transporter activity.
ACUACGCAUGCGCAGAUAGCGGAGUUUUUGCUGUUGUUGCCACCACAGGGAACUGACGAUGUGGAUGAACUAACGGUGUCCAGUUCACCACUUUUGGAUAAGAAAUGACAAGGGUUUGCUCUCGACUCGAGACGAUGAGCUAAAUUGAUGCUUUGAUUCAAACCAGCGCAGAUCAAACAACUGCAGAGGAGAUGAGUCAGAUUUGGCAGCGAGACAUAACCCUGUCACAGAGGUUGAGGAAUGACUCUCCUGUUGGCUUUGCCCCGGGGCCCCCAGCUACUGUGGCCCCACAAGGACCCAACUCCUCCUGGAUACCAGAUGCCCCAGUGGUCACACCAGAAGAGCCAAUUUUCCUCAUGACCUCCACUGCCCAAACUAUAUCGGGGUUUUUUGUUUGGACAGCUCUUCUGAUCACUUGUCACCAGAUCUACAUGCACCUACGUUACUACAGCUCUCCAAAUGAACAGAGGCACAUAGUUAGGAUCCUCUUCAUAGUCCCCAUCUAUGCCUUCGACUCCUGGCUCAGCCUACUUUUCUUCACCAAUGAGGAGUAUUAUGUGUAUUUUGACACAGUUCGAGACUGCUAUGAAGCCUUUGUCAUCUACAACUUCCUGAGUCUGUGUUAUGAGUAUCUGGGAGGUGAGAGCGCCAUCAUGGCUGAGAUAAGAGGGAAACCCAUCGAGUCGAGCUGUGUGUAUGGGACAUGCUGUCUGUGGGGAAAGACGUACUCCAUUGGUUUCCUCAGGUUUUGCAAACAGGCAACUCUCCAGUUCUGUGUGGUGAAACCUCUGAUGGCAGUGAUCACCGUCAUCCUUCAGGCUUUUGGGAAAUACAGAGAUGGAGACUUUAAUGUGGCCAGUGGCUAUCUAUAUGUGACUAUUAUCUACAACAUCUCUGUCAGCCUGUCGCUCUACGCUCUCUUCCUCUUCUACUUCGCCACGCGUGAACUACUUGUCCCGUACAACCCCGUGCUCAAGUUCUUCAUGGUCAAGUCAGUCAUUUUUCUCUCCUUCUGGCAAGGGAUGCUGCUGGCCAUUCUGGAGAAAUGUGGAGCCAUCCCUGAGAUCAGCUCAGCUGGCUUCUCUGUGGGCGAGGGUACGGUUGCUGCUGGUUACCAAAACUUCAUUAUCUGCAUUGAGAUGUUCUUUGCUGCUGUCGCUUUGCGCCAUGCCUUUACUUACAAGGUUUACAUGGACAAAAGACUUGACUCAUAUGGUCGCUGUGCCCCAAUGAAGAGCAUCUCCAGUAGCCUGAAGGAGACCAUGAAUCCAGGCGACAUGGUCCAGGAUGCUAUCCAUAACUUCUCCCCAGCUUAUCAGCAGUACACCCAGCAGUCCACUCUGGAGCGAAGUGGAGGGCCUCCCCUGUCCCGCAGCCACAGUAACCUCAGCACACGCGGGGACAACGAAAAGACCCUGCUGCUCAGCUCUGACGAUGAGUUCUGAGACUGAAUCAUACACUCAGAGACUCACUUUACUCCUGUAGCUCAUACUGAAAUUUUAUCAGCCAUGUGAAACAAAUCAGAUCUUCUGUUGCUACCUUAACAUGGCAGAUUAGAUUCUGCUUUCUUUUUUCUUUUCUUUUUUUUACUUUUUCUCAACAGUGAAAAGAUCUGAUUCUGUGAAAUUAUGGUUAACAGACUGUUUGAAGGAAAGGAGUGUUUUUACAAGGGAAAAGGGGAAAUAACUGGUACAGAAGGAAAAGAGGAAGCAUGAAGAAAAUGGAGAAGUUGUUACAAAUAUAACUGGGGAGAAAUUGGAGAAAAUUCGAAAAUUUUAGUUUGAGGCCAUCACUGACAGAAAUGCCAUAUCUAUAUUCAUUCACUGAACAUGGAUUGGUACAAAUAACUGUGCCUGCAUAUAGCGUCCUUAUGCUGCACUUUAAACACCAUGACAAAAAACAUGACACAUGUAAGGUGUUUGCUGCAGUAAAUAAGUGCCAUCUUGGUUUGAAACGCGCGACUUCCUUCAUCUUUAUGAAGGUUUUUACAUUGAUUCUCAGCCCAUUCCCCUCCUUACCACCCUGCCAGCUCUGUCUCGUACCAAAACAUUGCCAAAUAGAGGGAGCAAUACCCUGUGCUCCAGUUAAUGACACACACUGUCUUAAGAUGUAGAAUUGAUUUACAGUCAAUCAAAACUAAGGAGCCAUUGAAUUAUAGGCUUUGUUUUAACAUGUAAAAAUUUAAUCACAAAUAUUUUUUUCUUAUUUAAUUUGUAUGUGUAUGACCUUGAAGGUUUAACUCAUGUAAAGACUAGUUGGUUGGAAAAUUGUUAUUCCAGAAAUGUUCUAAAUAUUCUGUGUUUGUUUUCUUUUCAUUGUGGGUUCAUAUGAACAAGUGACUCAAAAAGGUAGUAUGACUCCAGCUGUUGGCCUGACUUUUUUGUGCAGUGAGGGAACAGCUGUAGGCAGACAGACAGCAAGGAUGGAAGGACAGCAGCCACACAGAUGACCGAAGAAGCGACACUUCCCUCCAGAGCUGGCCCAGCUGUGAUGUGCUUUGGAUUGUAAUGCCAUAAUUUAGGGCAUUACAUGUAGCACAGAACAGGCCUGCCUCUGCUGGUAUUGUUUAUAAUGGCCACAUUGCUACAGUGGCAGUGAGUGAGGAUAUUGGUCAUUACAGAUGGAUAGAAAGAUGUUUCAGUGCAAACAAGGCUUUACAUCUGACUGGACUCACAUCUGGAAAAAGAAUAUACGGGCAUUUAAAGUUCAUAUGAACAAUGUUUAGGUAGUUAAUAUAUGGGGAACACAUUCUACACCACAAGACUGAUGCACAGUGAACGUGGUUGUAGAAACUGUGUUUUCAGUUUAUUGUUCACACAUCAUCAACUGAUGUUUAAUAUGUGUUUUUAACAGAGGAAAGUGUAGAGGUUACUUGUGGCUGUCAUUGUAAAUGUUCGAUGGCUGAACACAGCUGUAUAAAAGCUGAGUAGAUCAUUUUUGACAGGAGACAUCAGGCCCAGUGCUGCCUCUAAAUGUGCUAUCGUCGUUUUCUUCUCGAGUGCAGUGUCCUUUUACAGACUGUUAACUGCUUGAAGAAUGAUUGUAGUCAGGAUGAAGAGAUGCGCUAAAUUGAUGUGGAUCCUCAAAGGAGUUCCACCAACUUUCUAAUGAGAAAAUCAUACUUAGUUAGCAGAGUAAUUAAAGUGUUUGUUGAAUUGUUGAAAAGUUGGUUUCCAACUGUGACUGCUAACCCACAUAACUACCAACCACCAACACAUGCAUCACUUUAGUAUGGAUCUUUCCACUAAACCUGUAGGGCUUUAGUUAGAGGCAAAGUUGAAUGAGUUUGCCCUACUAAUGUACUGUUAACUUAGUGGUAUUGAAAGUGAAAUUGAUAUUCACUGCCUUAUAUUCUGCCCCUAUGUAACAGUAUAUCAGAUAUCAGACUCAUCUUAAAUCAAAACACUAUGAAAUGCUAGUUUUGAUACAAUAUGAUUUGAACAGCUGGGUGUUAAUCACAAAGCUGAAUAUGUGAAAUGAUGAAAUAUACCAGAAAGGAACGAAUGUUGUAAAUAGAGUUAAACUAGGCACUGUGAAGCAUUUAUGAUGAUGGCUGUAAUGGCAUGGCUUGGUAUAGUGCUUCAGUUUAAUAUUUUAAUUUUUAUAUAUUCACCAGUUUUAUUUCUGUUGUGUACUUCUUCAUUUGUAUAUUGGUAAUAUUAUCUCAUGUUUUGAUGCUACGUUGGUUUCUGUUGGUGUUGAAAAGGAAAUAAAAGACAAAUGUAGACAUUU